UUUGGUUCUCCAGAAGAAAAUUUGAUUAAAAGCUACAAAUUCAUGUUCCAAAAAGCGCUCGAUAUCCGAGAAGUGUUGUCCUGGAGGAUCGAGGAGCUCGGUGACACCCUGAAGAGCCACCAUCACCUGGAGGACUUCGCUUCCGUUUUGCUCCCGGCACAGGAACCGGUGACCGUUUUGGGGCAAAUCAGUUGCGACAGCAACGGGAAACUCAACGCUAAAUCUGUCGUCCUGGAGGGUGACCGAGAACAUUCCUCGGGGGGACAAAUCCCCCUCGACCUCUCGGAGCUGAAGGAAUAUUCCCUUUUCCCUGGCCAGGUCGUGGCGCUGGAAGGAACCAACAGCACCGGCAGGACCAUGGUGGUCUCCAAGAUUUAUGAGGGGGUGCCCCUUCCUUUCCACACACCGCCGGAGCCGUUGCCAGACACGGAGCAGAGGAUGGUGUUGAUGGCCUGUGGACCCUACACCACCUCCGACAGCAUCGCCUACGACCCGCUCACCGACCUCAUCGAGGUGAUCGUCCGCGACCGCCCCGACGUCUGCAUUCUGUUUGGGCCGUUCCUUGAUGCCAAACACGAGCAAGUGGAGAACUGUCAGCUCCUGGGACCCUUCGCCGACGUGUUCAAGCUUUGCCUGAAGACGAUCAUCGAAGGGACGAGGAGCGCCGGCUCUCAGCUCGUCUUCGUCCCCUCCCUGCGCGACGUCCACCACGACUUCGUGUACCCGCAGCCGCCGUUUCUCUGCCCCGAGCUGUCGAAGGACGACAAACCGCGCGUGCACUUGGUGCCGGAUCCCUGCACCCUGGACAUCGAGGGUGUUGUUUUCGGCCUGACCUCCACCGACGUGCUGCUCCACAUGGGUGCUGAGGAGAUCAGCAGGUGGGUGCUGGUGAGAAGCCGGGAUGUUGGGAACAACGUCCAGAUCCGACCCCAAAUUCCCCAGGAUUUCAGCAGAAAACCUCACCCGGCAGCGCUGCGUCUUCGGUCGCGUCCUCCGGCAGCUUCCCCCAUCCCUCAGCGCCAGGCAGAGUGGUUGUCGGUUGUUAAUUAG
Antrostomus carolinensis (chuck-will's-widow) is the source of this 1050-nucleotide messenger RNA. It is a transcript of the gene POLA2, whose product is annotated as DNA polymerase alpha 2, accessory subunit. Gene Ontology annotation, molecular function: DNA binding. Lineage: Eukaryota; Metazoa; Chordata; Aves; Caprimulgiformes; Caprimulgidae. The annotation marks the transcript as partial. Gene Ontology annotation, cellular component: alpha DNA polymerase:primase complex. Gene Ontology annotation, biological process: DNA replication; DNA replication initiation. The record is from RefSeq and is a predicted model, not a curated record. The transcript is spliced from 11 exons.